Messenger RNA from Apaloderma vittatum (bar-tailed trogon), 884 nucleotides. RefSeq names its product tetratricopeptide repeat domain 19 (gene TTC19). The annotation marks the transcript as partial. The transcript is spliced from 7 exons. Gene Ontology annotation, molecular function: protein binding. The record is from RefSeq and is a predicted model, not a curated record. Gene Ontology annotation, cellular component: mitochondrial inner membrane. Gene Ontology annotation, biological process: mitochondrial respiratory chain complex III assembly. NCBI's taxonomy places the organism in Eukaryota, Metazoa, Chordata, Aves, Trogoniformes, Trogonidae.
AUGGCAAACGUGGCCUUCAUGCAGGGACAGCUGGACAAUGCAGAAAAGCUCUACAAAGCAACUAUGAGCUAUUUGCUUGCAGGGGACAUGAAGGAGGAUGACAAUGCAAUCCUCGAGAUGUCCCUCAAGCUGGCCAGUAUCUAUGCUGCUCAGAAACAGCACAAAUUAGCCCUGGCUGGCUACCAGUUCUGCAUCCUGACCUUAGAGGAGAAGAUUGCCAAGCAAAAGGACUUGCCCGAGGAUGUUUUACCAGCUGAAGAAAAGGCAAACACCCGUCUCUUGCUUGGGAUGAGCCUAGACUCCUAUGCUCGCUAUCUCCUCAGCGUUAACCAGCUCCCAGUGGCCCAAAAAAUGUAUGAGAAGGCUCUGCAGAUAUCAAGCGAUGUUCAGGGAGAGAACCAUCCGCAGACUGUUGUCCUGAUGAACGACUUGGCAACUGUCCUGGAUGCUCAGGGGCACUAUGACGAGGCAUACUCCUGUGUGAAAAGGGCAGCUGAGCUGGCAAAGGAGACUCAACACCCUGAGGAGCACAUGGUGCUGAAUAACCUGGCAGCAAUUCUGAUGCACAAAGAAGACUUUCUGCAAGCAAAACAGGUGUACAAAGAAGCUCUCAAGCAGGCACAGCAGAAAGGAGAUGUUGCUUCUGUCCAGCAUAUCCAGGAAGAACUAGCUGAGCUGGCCAAGAGGAGAAAGGGCUCCAAGUAAGUUUGGUCCUGGAGUCCCAACGUCGAGCUGACUGACAGUAGCGAGGUUGGUCAGUACAAGCAGCCGGGACCUAUCUGGUGCAACUCUCAGGAGGAACAGCAAUGAGGAGUUUGAGGGCAGCAUAGCAAGAAGGGCUGCUAUUGACUAACGUAGCCCAAAAUAAAGUUGUGAAACCUUAA